GAAACGAGCGGAUUUAAGUUUGACGCUCUGCGACCUCCGUACAAAGUGCAUCAUCAGAAUGGUUCUAGAAAAGAAAUUUUCAGCUCGGGUGGAAGCAGGGCAACGCCGGGUUCUGGAUGAAGCCACGCGUCAGCGGAGACUCAGCCGCCAGCUGGAGGCGCUGGAGAAGGACAACUUCCAGGAUGAUCCGCUGUCCUCGCUGCCUCCGCCCGGUCCGACCGCCCGACUGCCGGCCUUCAGUGAGACAGAGGAGCCAGAGAAGAAGAAGAGGAAGACGCGCGGCGACCACUUCAAGCAGCGAUUCAGGAAAAACUUCACCACCCUUCUGGAGGAGGAGAACCUGACAGAGAAGCCAGAACCUAACUACCUGUCAGCAGUAGCCCCGCCCUCUUCUCUUCCGCCACGUCACUUCUGCUGCGUGUGCGGCUUCCCGUCACACUACACCUGUACGACCUGCGGGGGGCGCUACUGCUGCAGCAAGUGCCUGUGCACGCACCGAGAGACCAGGUGUCUGAAGUGGACGCUGUAGCCCGUCACCAUGGUAACAGCCGCCAGCAACAUUCUCAGGAGGACGCGGAGCAUUUUACAACCGACCACAAGGUGGCGAUGCUGCUCACAUUACAGAAACAAGGCUGCACCUUUUUUUUUGUCCAAAAGUG
This is a messenger RNA of Thalassophryne amazonica, 659 nucleotides long. RefSeq names its product zinc finger, HIT-type containing 1 (gene znhit1). The transcript has 6 exons. The coding region runs from base 59 to 529 and encodes 156 amino acids. Gene Ontology annotation, biological process: chromatin remodeling. Gene Ontology annotation, cellular component: Swr1 complex. The record is from RefSeq and is a predicted model, not a curated record. NCBI's taxonomy places the organism in Eukaryota, Metazoa, Chordata, Actinopteri, Batrachoidiformes, Batrachoididae. Gene Ontology annotation, molecular function: nucleosome binding.